AUGAAGAUUGACUGGAGCAGAGUCGAUCAACCCGAGAUCGCCUUCCAGCGCUUCCCCAGCCGUAGAUCGCAGGUCUAUGGCACCAAGGGUAUGGUGGCUGCAUCGCAGCCACUAGCUGUUGAAGCCGGCCUUGAGAUUCUUAGGAAGGGUGGCAAUGCAGCCGAUGCUGCCGUUGCUGUCUCCGCUGCUCUCAAUGUAACUGAACCGAGCUGCUGUGGCAUUGGCGGUGACGCAUUCUGCCUCUUCUAUGACGCCAAAACUCAGGUGGUAAAGGCCAUGAAUGGCUCCGGACGCUCCCCCGCCAAGUUGUCAAUCGACUAUGUCCGACAACAAGGUCUCACAGGGACGACUAUUCCGGCCACCAACCUCAACAGUGUAACCGUCCCAGGCUGCGCCGCGGCUUGGGUGGACACAGUCGCAAAAUUCGGCAGCGGAAAGCUCAGCAUGGCCGAAGUUCUAGACCCCGCAAUCAGGCUCGCAGAAGAAGGAGUGCCCGUUUCGGAGAUCCACGCGUUCGCUUGGAAGCGGUCGGAGCAGCUUAUCAAGAACGCUUCUCCCAACGCCGACGAGAUGCUCUUGAACGGCAAGGCGCCUCUGCCAGGGCAGAUCGUCCAACUUCCAAACCUCGCGAAGACCUUCCGCUCCGUAGCGGAGAAGGGAAAGGACGGCUUCUACAAGGGCUGGGUCGCCGAGGCCAUUGUCGAGCUGAUCCAGAGCAAAGGAGGUGUGAUGGAGCUGGAUGAUCUCGCGAAUCACGAAACUUCGUUCGUAGACCCUAUCAGCUACACGUUCCAGAACGAAGUCACUCUCUACGAAUGUCCACCCAACGGGCAAGGUAUUACUGCCCUUCUCGCGUUGGGAAUCCUGGAAAACAUGGAGGCGCAAGGUAAAAUCAAAUCAUUGCUGGAGAUGGAGCACAACUCUACAGAGUACUUGCACGCUCUUGUCGAGGCACUCCGACUCGCGUUUGCGGAUAGUCAAUAUUACGUCACAGACCCCGACUUUGCCAAAAUCCCGGUCGCUGAACUGCUCAGCAAGGAGUAUCUGGCGUCUCGGGCGAAGCUUUUCGACCCAAGCAAGACCAACCCGCAAAUAGUUCACGGCAACCCGGUGUUCUCGUCAGACACUGUCUAUUUCUCUGUGACCGAUCAGUGGGGCAAUGGAUGCAGUUACAUCCAGAGCAACUAUGCAGGUUUCGGAACGGGAGCUGUGCCGAAGGGAUGCGGUUUCACGUUGCAGAACCGUGGUAGUAACUUCAACUUGAAUCCCGAGCAUCCAAAUGCUCUCAAGGGAGGGAAACGACCGUACCAUACAAUCAUCCCAGCCAUGGCUACGAGGGGCAAGGAGCUUUUCCUUUGCUACGGUGUCAUGGGCGGCUUCAUGCAGCCCCAAGGACACUUGCAAGUCCUGUUGAACAUGCUGCGCGGCUUCACGGCACAAGCGGCGCUCGACGCACCCCGCUUAUGUAUCUCCGCCGGCAGCCCAGAUUCACUCGCGUCAGGUCAGGCAGGAGACGUGAACAGCGAAGUAUACUUCGAAGAAGGGAUCUCGCCGGAGGUCGUCCAGCAACUGCGAUCGAUGGGCCAUGACGCACGCGCUGUCACGGGGAUAGGCCGCACGAUGUUCGGCCGCGGACAGGUCAUACAGAAAAUCGUGGACCAGUCUGGGAGGCUUGUGUGGGCGGCGGGGUCGGACUUGAGGGCAGAUGGCCAUGCUGCCGCUCAGAUUUAA
Molecule: messenger RNA, 1731 nt
Organism: Postia placenta MAD-698-R-SB12
Lineage: Eukaryota; Fungi; Basidiomycota; Agaricomycetes; Polyporales; Adustoporiaceae
Exons: 17
Coding region: 1-1731 (576 amino acids)
Source: RefSeq, a predicted model, not a curated record